This is a messenger RNA of Diospyros lotus (date-plum), 2750 nucleotides long. RefSeq names its product elongation factor G-1, mitochondrial. Bases 124 to 2403 code for a protein of 759 amino acids. Gene Ontology annotation, molecular function: translation elongation factor activity; GTP binding; GTPase activity. NCBI's taxonomy places the organism in Eukaryota, Viridiplantae, Streptophyta, Magnoliopsida, Ericales, Ebenaceae. The transcript has 20 exons. The record is from RefSeq and is a predicted model, not a curated record. Gene Ontology annotation, biological process: mitochondrial translational elongation. Gene Ontology annotation, cellular component: mitochondrion.
ACAAAAACCUCUCUCAGGCUAUUCUCUUCAGCAGAUCCUCGUAGCACAGAAGCGGAGUAGGGGUAUCGAUCGACAAAACUAGGGUUUUACAAAACCCUAGCGCCAUUUCCAGGAAGCAAAUAAAUGGCUCGAUCGGCCAGAUCCUCCGCGACGCGCCUGUUGUACACCCUCUGUUCCUCCACCAGAACGACCCCAUAUGGGUCUCCGGUCCCCCCUCCAUGCCUGUCGCCGACCACAGCCCUACUCCGUCUCCGGCCGUUCUCCGCAGGAAGCGCCGCGCGGGUGAAGGAGGAGAAGGAGGCAUGGUGGAAGGAGUCCAUGGAGAGGCUCCGGAACAUCGGAAUUUCGGCGCACAUCGACUCAGGCAAGACGACGCUCACGGAGCGAAUUCUGUAUUACACGGGAAAGAUUCACGAAAUUCAUGAGGUUAGAGGGAAGGAUGGUGUCGGGGCGAAGAUGGAUUCGAUGGAUUUGGAAAGGGAGAAAGGGAUUACGAUUCAGUCUGCCGCUACUUAUUGUACUUGGAAGGGGUAUCAGGUGAACAUAAUAGACACUCCUGGCCACGUCGAUUUUACCAUUGAAGUUGAGAGGGCUUUGCGUGUCCUAGAUGGUGCCAUUCUUGUCCUUUGCAGUGUUGGCGGUGUGCAAAGCCAGUCCAUUACUGUUGAUAGGCAAAUGAGAAGAUAUGAGGUUCCAAGACUUGCUUUUAUCAACAAACUUGACCGAAUGGGAGCAGAUCCUUGGAAAGUACUCAAUCAGGCAAGAACUAAGCUCCGACAUAACAGUGCUGCAGUGCAAGUCCCAAUUGGUCUUGAGGAGGAGUUUCAGGGUCUUGUUGACCUUGUGCAGUUAAAAGCUUAUUAUUUUCAUGGCUCCAGUGGGGAAAAUGUUGUCACUGAAGAAGUGCCUCAGAAGAUGGAAGCUUUAGUUGCAGAAAAGCGGCGUGAACUAAUUGAAGUGGUCUCUGAAGUUGAUGAUAAACUUGCUGAGUUGUUUCUUGCUGAUGAACCCAUAACAUCCACAGAUCUUGAGGAAGCAAUUCGUCGGGCCACUGUAGCAAGAAAGUUCAUACCAGUAUUCAUGGGUAGUGCAUUUAAAAACAAGGGUGUGCAACCGCUUCUUGAUGGUGUUCUUUCUUAUUUGCCUUGUCCUACAGAAGUUAGUAACCAUGCACUUGACCAAACUAAGAAUGAAGAGAAGGUUGUGUUGUCUGGAACUCCAGUUGGACCUCUUGUAGCUCUGGCAUUUAAAUUGGAAGAAGGCCGAUUUGGUCAGUUAACAUAUUUAAGAAUUUAUGAAGGCAUCAUAAAGAAGGGUGAUUUCAUCAUCAACAUAAACACGGGCAAGAAAGUUAAGGUGCCUCGCUUAGUUCGGAUGCAUUCAGAUGAGAUGGAGGACAUCCAACAGGCACAUGCUGGGCAAAUGGUAGCCGUAUUUGGGGUAGAUUGUGCUUCAGGUGAUACUUUUACUGAUGGAUCAGUAAGGUAUACUAUGACAUCCAUGAAUGUCCCGGAGCCAGUUAUGUCAUUGGCUGUUUCACCAGUUUCUAAAGAUUCUGGAGGACAAUUCUCGAAAGCUUUGAACCGCUUUCAGAGAGAGGAUCCUACCUUUCGUGUUGGUUUGGAUGCAGAGAGUGGCCAAACAAUUAUUUCUGGAAUGGGAGAGCUGCAUUUGGACAUAUAUGUAGAACGCAUUCGGAGAGAGUACAAGGUUGAUGCAACUGUUGGAAAGCCUCGUGUUAACUUCAGAGAGACUGUUACUCAACGUGCUGAAUUUGACUAUUUACACAAAAAGCAAACUGGAGGACAAGGUCAAUAUGGACGUGUUGUCGGGUAUGUUGAACCUCUUCCGCAUGGGUCGCCAACUAAGUUCGAGUUUGAGAACAUGAUUGUUGGACAAGCUAUACCAUCAAAUUUUAUCCCAGCAAUCGAGAAGGGUUUUAAAGAAGCUGCCAAUUCGGGUUCAUUAAUAGGUCACCCAGUUGAAAAUAUCCGUGUUUGUAUAACUGAUGGUGCAUCCCAUGCAGUGGAUUCCAGUGAACUCGCAUUUAAGUUAGCUGCCAUCUACGCAUUUAGACAGUGUUAUACGGCAGCAAGGCCUGUCAUAUUGGAACCUAUAAUGCUGGUUGAACUGAAAGUACCUACAGAAUUUCAGGGCACGGUGACUGGUGAUAUUAACAAGAGAAAAGGCAUGAUUGUCGGGAAUGACCAGGAUGGAGAUGAUUCCGUAAUCACAGCUCAUGUUCCUCUCAAUAAUAUGUUCGGUUACUCGACAGCACUUCGAUCAAUGACCCAGGGUAAGGGUGAGUUCACGAUGGAGUAUAAAGAGCAUUCUCCAGUUUCUCAGGAUGUGCAGAUGCAGCUAGUGAACAACUACAAGGCCACCAAAGCUGCUGAAAGCUGAGGAUUUUUUUCCCAAACCAGUGCUAGCUUAAAGCUUAGUGGCAAGCAAGAAAGUGGCAUAAAAUUCUUGGGUUUUUGUGGAAGAUGAUUCCGCCCCACUAUAACAUUCGACAGAUUCAUUUAUACGUAACCCUUAAAUUUUUGUUUGCUUGCUCACUUCUGUUUCUAUUUUUAGUUAGCAUUCUUCCUUUGUGGAGCGGCCAAGAAUUGGUCAAUAAUUUUGAGAAACACAAAUAAUGUUAUUAUAUCCAUAGUUAAAUCAUGCAGGAGAUAGCCUUUAAUCCUUGUACUUGUCAUCUAUGAGAACGUCGUGUAUGGGAAUGGGAUCACAUAUUUUCUGGGCUCGUA